Molecule: messenger RNA, 321 nt
Organism: Fraxinus pennsylvanica
Lineage: Eukaryota; Viridiplantae; Streptophyta; Magnoliopsida; Lamiales; Oleaceae
Source: the annotation of a GenBank genome assembly
AUGGUACGGCGGUAUAAGGUAACGGGACAAAAGAGAAAGAAAAGAGAAAAGUAUGAUAGAGAAGAAGAAUUUGAACAGCUAGAUUACAAUAAUAUACCACAAUCACCAAAGAAAGCGAAAACAGAGGGCUCGGAUUUAAAUGAGGAGAAAGCAAAGCAAGUUAUUGAUGAAAUGUCUGGAAUCCCGAUUGUUCCGACAUAUACAGACAAAAAGCCUGGGGUUAUUUUUAUUCUCGAGAGGGCCUCUCUUGAAAUUGGUAAAGUUGGAAAGGUUUGUAUGAUUGCUUGGGGUAGAAUAUGGAAGUUUGUUGUGCUUUAUUGA